This is a messenger RNA of Felis catus (domestic cat), 576 nucleotides long. Its product is annotated as translation initiation factor IF-2-like. Lineage: Eukaryota; Metazoa; Chordata; Mammalia; Carnivora; Felidae. The transcript has 4 exons. The record is from RefSeq and is a predicted model, not a curated record. Bases 1 to 576 code for a protein of 191 amino acids.
AUGGCUGGCUCCGACACCGGCCUCCCCGGCGGCUCCAGGGGCAACGGAGGGUGGCGGCCGCUGAAGCGAGACGGAGGUCGGCCCGGGCCGGGACCCCGCCUGGCUCCGCUUGCCGGGGACGCGGUUGGCGCCCGUGCCCCCUCCCCCAGUCCGGGUGAUUUACACGCGGACUCCGCGCAGCGGCCGCUUCCCAAUCAGGAAUAUCGACCCCGGGCGGGGCCCCCGGGCCGCAUCGAUCCCUCUAAGCUGCUCGCCGGCCCGCCGUCCGCCUGUCAGUCGAGUAAUGAAUGCGCGCUCCGGGCCCCGGGCCCCCCCGGAGUCGUUCAUCACUGCCAGCCACCGCCCACCUCUCUGCCGCCCGCCCCCGGGCCCCGGAGCUCCCCGGGCGGCCGGCUGAGUGACGGGCGGCCGGUGAUUAUGCGGAGGGGGGAGCGGGGUGCGCCGCGGGCGGCAGCGCUGACCCUUCACAUUUCCGAUCCGCCGGGACCCUCAUCCAUCCGAAGCUGCUCUUUGUCUGGCCGCCUAAUUGCCGGCGGACAGGAUGGAUGGCGGGACCGACAGCCGCGGAAUCCCUAA